AUGAUCUACACAACACCAAAUAAGGGCUCAAGAAAGAUGGUUGGCUUCAUCCACAUGCCAACUGAAACGAGAGAGGUACAAAAUCGAUCAGGUUUGAGCAGCGAAGCUAUCUCCAACACAUGGUACAGUCAAGCUGAGAUAUCAGCGACGAUUGCGGAAAAUUCCAGAGCUUGCUUUCUGCUGCAGAGAAGCAAGUAUCUCGGCGAGACGGACGACUUUUGUUAUCGUGGCCUCGAGAGCAUCUUCAUGCCGGACUAUAGAGUCAGGCGGCAAAAAGUGAUGAACGAUGCAAAGGAUGCCGUUAUGAACGAACAAGACCGGCAAUUAACCAGUAACUUCUUCGAUGCCGACCUCAUUGCUGCCACCUAUAGAGAGGCUGUAUUAUAUGCUACAACAAUUGCCAGACAUCGAGGAGUACGUGACGAAGAGGAAAUAAAAGACGCACCAAAAACAAAGAGUUUGGAACUGGACGCUCCUCCCGCCAAGAAGAACGAGAGGAAAACAGGGCUGAAGGUGAAGUUUGAUGAGAGUGAGUCCUCGAGGCUCAUUUCUUGUCGAAAGGACCUCUCGGAAGAAGAAAAGAGGGCGUGUUGGCUCAAACGAAAUGAAUACCUGAGCAUAAAAAUUCAAGCUAUCAAUGACAUAAACCUUUUCAUGCACGGUCAAGCUCACGAAUCCGAUGACUUCACUAUUCAAGGGCUCGAGAAGUAUCUCCCCAACCUGUCAAUGAUAAGGAAACGAUACAGAUUACAAGCAGUAAAUGCAGUCUUUGAGGAGCAAGAACUUCAAGAACUCGAAGGGAAAAGCUGCCCUAUGCGAAUUGCGAAAACCUAUCAAUUGAACUCCAUCCACUGGCUGCUGAUUGCGCGGCAGGCAGGACUUGAUUCUGGUAGUCAUUCAACAACAUCCAAUCGGAAGAAGAUGCCUGGCAAAUCACAUUUGACGCAGACACCAGUUGCGCGUUCUGGUAAUCAGUCUACCUCCAGCAACAAUCGAAAGAUGAUGCUGGACAAAUCAAGUCUGUCCAUGACCCACAGAGUUGGCAAGCAAUUCCAGUUUCUAUCGUGCGCGUAG
This is a messenger RNA of Cylindrotheca closterium, 1074 nucleotides long. NCBI's taxonomy places the organism in Eukaryota, Bacillariophyta, Bacillariophyceae, Bacillariales, Bacillariaceae. The record is from the annotation of a GenBank genome assembly.